CUUGGCUACGCGUAUCUCUCUCCCGAUAAUUUUGGGGAGGGAGAGAGACAGUGAAGUCUUUUAGUUUUCAAGAGACAAAAUCAAAUAAAGCUUUCCUUAUAUUUACUCCCUAAUACACCUUCUCACAUCUACGACCACCACCUCCUCCUCCGCCACCGGAAAAUUCUCACAUUUUGUCUUCGUAUCUUAAUCAGACUAGUAGUAGUUCAGUUUGCAUCAGGAAUGGAGAGCUUGAAGUCUCCAUUCAAGGGAAUAGUCAAAGAUGUGAAAGGAAGAGCUGCAUGCUAUAAGGACGAUUGGACUAAUGGAUUAAAAACUGGCAUUAGGAUAUUGGCUCCAACUACUUAUAUCUUUUUUGCUUCUGCGCUUCCUGUUAUUGCCUUUGGAGAGCAAUUGAAUAGGGAUACAGAUGGAAGUCUGAGUACAGUGGAAGCCUUAGUUUCUACAGCUAUUUGCGGAAUAAUCCACUCAAUUUUUGGAGGUCAGCCAUUGUUGAUAGUAGGAGUUGCGGAACCAACGAUUAUAAUGUAUACUUAUUUGUACAAGUUCAGCAUAGGAAGGGAAGAGUUAGGCCAGAAAUUGUACUUAGCCUGGGCUGGUUGGGUUUGUGUUUGGACAGCACUUAUGCUUUUUCUGCUAGCAAUUUUUAAUGCUGGCAAUAUCAUCAUUAAAUUUACAAGAAUUGCUGGUGAGCUUUUUGGAAUGUUGAUUACAGUUCUUUUCUUUCAAGAGGCUAUCAAGGGACUUGUUAGUGAAUUUAAUAUUCCCAAACAUGCAAAUCCCAAAUUGGAACAAUACCGAUUCCAAUGGUUGUAUGCAAAUGGGUUGCUUGCAAUCAUUUUCUCAUUGGGUUUGCUGGGCACUGCCCUCAAAAGCAGAAAAGCGAGGUCAUGGCGGUAUGGCACAGGAUGGUUUCGAAGUUUUAUUGCAGACUAUGGGGUUCCCCUAAUGGUAUUGCUGUGGACUUUGAUGUCUUAUAGUGUACCAAGUAAAGUUCCUACAGGAGUUCCUAGGAGGCUGUAUUGUCCUCUUCUUUGGGAUUCUGCAUCAAUGUAUCACUGGACUGUAGUUAAGGAUAUGGGGAAGGUUCCAUUGGUUUACAUCUUUGCUGCAAUUGUACCAGCCAUUAUGAUAGCAGGGCUAUACUUUUUUGACCACAGUGUAGCUUCACAGCUGGCACAACAAAAGGAGUUCAAUCUCAAAAAUCCAUCAGCUUACCAUUAUGACAUCUUGCUGCUCGGAUUUUUGACAUUAAUUUGUGGGUUGCUUGGACUCCCUCCUUCAAAUGGUGUUCUUCCCCAAUCACCCAUGCAUACUAAGAGCCUUGCAGUUCUUAAGAAGCAGUUGAUCCGAAAGAAGAUGGUAAAAAGCGCCAAGGAAUGCAUCGAAAGGAAAGCAAGCAACAAAGAAAUUUAUGGAAAGAUGCAAGCUGUUUUCAUAGAAAUGGACACAGCUCCACCUACUGCUUCAGUAGAUAAAGAGUUGGAAGAUUUGAAAGAGGCUGUAAUGAAAAAUGAUGAUGGAGGGGGUGCAAACGAAAUAUUUGAUCCAGAUAAACAUAUUGAUGCUUACCUGCCUGUAAGAGUUAAUGAACAGAGGGUGAGUAACCUAUUACAAUCGCUGCUUGUUGGAUUAGCAACAUGUGCUCUGCCCAUAGUAAAAAAUAUACCUACUUCAGUUCUCUGGGGAUACUUUGCAUACAUGGCCAUUGAUAGUCUCCCAGGGAACCAGUUCUGGGAAAGGAUAUUACUGCUCUUCAUUCCUGCAAAACGGCGGUACAAACUAUUGGAAGGUGUUCAUGCUUCAUUUGUGGAGUUGGUGCCGUUCAAGCAAAUUGUUAUAUUUACGCUCUUCCAAUUUGUAUACCUUCUGAUUUGUUUUGGGGUGACAUGGAUACCCAUAGGCGGUGUAUUGUUUCCACUGCCAUUCUUCUUACUCAUUGGCAUAAGGCACUCUAUCUUUCCCAAGGUGAUUCAUCCUCGAUACCUUCAAGAACUAGAUGCUGUUGGAUAUGAAGAGUUUGCUGGACAGAGUCAUUUGCUCAGGGAGAAUGACAUGGAGAAUGAAGUAACAAGUGAAGAUGAUUUUUACGAUGCUGAGAUAUUGGACGAAAUGACAACCCACAGAGGCGAGUUGAAGCUCAGAACCUCAAGCUUCAAGGAAGACAAAUUCAGUCAGAUUUAUCCACAGGAACCUGAAGGGUGAUAGCAAUUAGAAGGUAGAGACAAGGAAGAGCUCAUUACAUUGAAGAUGGCCGUUAUAAUCUUGUGUCUUGCGAGAAGCGAAGUGGUAAAGCAUAAGACACUACAAGGAAGCAUCACCAAAGCAUUUCGCCAAAAUAAUUUCAUUCAAUAUAGAAGAGCAAUUAUGAAAAAAAGGUUGAGAGAAUGACAACAAAUCAAGGAAACAUUAACCUUUUCAAAGAUAAGGGGGAGAGAUACAAGAGCUUCAAUUUUUUAUUUUUUAUUUACUUCUUUUGUCGUUAAAUCAUUUUCAAGUUCUAUAAGUAGCAAAAGAGCAUUAGAUAAUUAACAGGUAGAACAGGACAUGAGAAUUAGAGAAGACUCGAAGAUUCAGAUGCAGUACUUGCAAUUCUACUUUUUUUUUUUUUUUUCCUCCAAAAUUGAUGAAACGGUUUUAUUGUUUCUUGGAGAAAAAAAUAGUGAUUAUUAUAGGAAACUCUUCUAUUUAAUUCCUUUGCUGUUUCUUUUUUAGUCUUACGUUGGACAUAACUUAUUUCAAGUUUUAUUAGUUUUACUGUUGAAGUUGUCAAA
Molecule: messenger RNA, 2774 nt
Organism: Jatropha curcas
Lineage: Eukaryota; Viridiplantae; Streptophyta; Magnoliopsida; Malpighiales; Euphorbiaceae
Product: boron transporter 4
Biological process (GO): transmembrane transport; monoatomic anion transport; monoatomic ion homeostasis
Cellular component (GO): plasma membrane
Molecular function (GO): solute:inorganic anion antiporter activity
Source: RefSeq, a predicted model, not a curated record